AUGUGGCUCCUAUACAAACUCUGCAUAAAAUGCCAACCUCGACACAGCCAUGAAACGAACACUCUCCUCCCAACGCAUACAUCGUAUCCAAGCAUGUCGACGUCAAGACAGAACAUUCUCCAUCACCACCAGCGUUGUCAUACUUGGUCUUUACAUACGACUGUCAUGUUGGAAGACCUGGCGACUGCAUUUCAUCAUGACUCAAGAGCUGCAAGACCAUAG
Molecule: messenger RNA, 222 nt
Organism: Alternaria atra
Lineage: Eukaryota; Fungi; Ascomycota; Dothideomycetes; Pleosporales; Pleosporaceae
Exons: 3
Coding region: 1-222 (73 amino acids)
Source: RefSeq, a predicted model, not a curated record